UCCGCCGAACGCACCGAGCCAGGACAGUAUACGAACGUCAUUCGGCGCGGACUGAACGGCGAAAGGCGCGUUACCUGCCGAGCGGGGAAAUAGGGGUUGCGAUUCAGUGGAACGAUCAUCGUUCGACAUUUUUAUCGAACAAUCGUUCACGAUUUUCUGUCGUUUGCCAAGUGCGAGAAGAGGAAAGAAAAAAAAAAUAGAGACAUAUAUAUAUAUAUACAUACACACACGCACGAGAGAAGAUCUACGGAUUGUUUCACGGAGAACGGUGGAUUAAUUGGCUGCACGUUUCCACGCGUGUGAAUUAUAGAAAUCGAGAUUAAAAUAGCGGUCGAUUAAAAAAAAUCACUUGAUGCGCUGAGGAUGCGCCGUGAUUUCUGCAACGGUGGGCUUGCCUGUGCCGUUGUGUGGGUGUCAUCGACCUGCUGGCUGUUACUGUCUUUCUCAUCCUCGGUCACAGCAGAACCAUCACUGAAGGCAGUAGGUCGAUGCCCAGCCUUCGAGGAGCAAAAUGUAUGUCCGGCAAGGGCACCAACUUGUGAAAAUGACUUCCAGUGUCAGUCAGCGGGUGAACGUUGCUGCAAGACAGCUUGCGGAACAAAAUGCGUCAACGGUGAGUUGACAGGAUGUGAACAGCUGGCGCAGGCAGCCGUGAGAAGAUCUCGUGCUCUUGGUCCACGUGGACCCGCGCAAUUUAUACCAAAGUGCAACAACGAGACAGGCGAAUUUGAGAGGAUACAAUGCGACCCACGGGAAAAGCAAUGCUGGUGCGUGGACGAGAUCGGCGUAGAGAUCCCGGGCACCAGGGGAAACUCUAUGGACGUGAUCGAUUGCGACAAUCCUCGAGAAUGUCCCGCGCAUACCUGUCGAAUGCUAUGCGUAUUGGGCUUUGAGAUCGAACCGAAAACUGGCUGCCCUAAAUGCGAGUGCCGGGAUCCUUGUCGCGGGAUCACCUGUCCAGGAACCAGUCAAACGUGCGUGUUGAUCGAUGCAACGUGUGCCCGUCCACCGUGUCCGCCAAUUCCUAGUUGUCGCAAAGCAAAGUCAUUGUCCACGAUAUGUCCGGCUGGGGAACCGUUACAGAUCACAGAUUCACCUAGGCCAUUUCUCUGCGGCGAUGAACCGGGUAAACCGAGUUGUCCGCCAAUGUAUAGCUGCCUGGUUGAGCCGAAGCAGGAGUACGGUGUCUGUUGUCCAUCGAACAUUAAUUUGAAGAGGCCUGGAACGUGCCCGUUAGAGGAGGCUGCGAUAUGCGGUAACACGUGUCAACACGACUUGGAGUGCCCUGGUCCUGAGAAAUGUUGCAAGAGCGAGAAAUGCGGCGGUGGUGUUUGUUCUGUGCCGCAAGGAUUGAGUGCUUGCCACAGAGAUCGGGUAUUGGUGGAGAUGCUAAGUAUCUCUGAGAGGCAGGGACGUGGAUACGUUCCUCAAUGCUCUGAAGAUGGAGGAUACGAGAGUAGACAAUGCUCAAGGAACGGUCUGGUUUGCUGGUGCGUGGAUAACAAUGGUCGAAAAAUAUCCGGUACCAUGGGGCCCGCGAAUAAAGUAGAUUGCAAAUCGGUAAUGAAAGGGAGGUCCCUUCCGGCUUCCUGCGUUUCGCAACAGUGCGCUCAGGUGUGCCAGUAUGGAUUCAAAACAGAUGCUUCCGGAUGUCCGACUUGCGAAUGUGACAAUCCUUGCGAAGGUUUUCCAUGUCCAAUAGGUGAACAAUGCGUUUUGCAUCGUGAAGACGGAUGUCCGGAUUUUCUCUGCCCAACCAGACCGGAAUGUAAACCGAAGAAAACUUACCAAAGUCCUUGUGUUUAUGGAACUCCUUUAAUCGAUGAUGAACGGAACGCAGUAACCUGUUCUAAGAAUGACACAUGUCCCCAAGGCUACAAAUGCAUCGUUGUACCGGAAGCUGGACAAUCAGUAUGUUGCAUGACGUCAGCCAAUUCAACAAAAACGCAAACUAUGUGUGAAUACUUGAGGGAAUUCAACGAACGUAUGGAAGGAACCAGAGAGGACAUGUCUCUAGCAAUUCCACCGCCUCAAUGCGAAAAAGAUGGCAGUUAUAAGCCUUUGCAAUGCCACAACGGUACUUGUUCCUGCGUGAAUGAUCGCGGUGUUGUUCUAAAAAGCAGCGUGAACCGUAGCAGCGAUUGCAAAGAGAUAAAAGAUCUUCUCAAGUUGUGCGGAUCUCUGUCCUGUGACUUGGCAUGUCCUUACGGUUUCGAGGUGGAUGCGACAGGUUGCGAACAGUGUCGAUGUCACGAUCCUUGCAAAGACGUCUCAUGUAGUCCACACGAAAUUUGCACGAUAGUCGACGUGAAUUGCGGAUUAGGACAACACUGUCCAGCGGUUCCAGCCUGUCUGGCUACCAAACCGGGCCAGUGUCCGUAUUUAGUACCAAGUUCGUCAAGUUGCGAGCUACAAUGUAGCAAUGAUCAAGAAUGUUCAGCUACAGAAAAAUGUUGUUCUACGGGUUGUGGAACACAAUGUGUAGCUCCUGUGAUGGCUACCGCUUGUCAACAUGCACGUGCAGUAGCGGAACACGCCGCCAGAGAAUCCGGAGAGCCAGCCAGAAGAAUUUACAUUCCCAGAUGUGACACCAACGGAGCAUUUGAACCAGUUCAAUGCCAUAGUAGGAUGUGCUGGUGUGUGGAUAAGGAGGGCAGAGAGGCGGCAGGUACUCGUGUUCUUGAGGGAAUAGUGCCAAAGUGUAACACGCCGCUCAGAUGCCCGGAAAUUGAUUGCAAAUUGGACUGUUCCGAUGGAUACGAAUUGGAUCCCGAUAGCGGUUGUCCAACAUGUUCCUGUCGAGAUCCCUGCAAAAGUGUGACUUGUCGGGGUGAAAAUGAAGCUUGUAGGAUGGUUGAAGUAGCUUGUAGCGUACCACCAUGUCCCCCUGUACCAGUCUGUUUACCAAAAAAGGAUAAUCCAUGUCCGAAUGGAUCUCCUCUGUUAGAUCAAAAUAGUUCUCCAGCAAUUUGUGGGCCACACGGUCAACACUGUCCAUCCACGCACAAGUGUGAAUUGUCUCCUUUGGACGAAUACGCUGUAUGCUGUCCAAAACCUCGCGAGGUUUGUUUCGAACCACCGCGAAAAGUAUCGUGUAAUUUAGGAAUGGGUUUGAACGAGACCGAGAGAUGGUACUUUGAUCCGGAACGUAACGAAUGCAGGAUAAAAACUGAAUGUACACUGGGUCAUAAUGAUUUCUCUAGCCGUUUAGUAUGUGACACUGUAUGUCCUGUGUUGUCACAAUGCGAACGACUUAGAGAGAAGAAUUUGAAAACCUCUCAAAGAUUAAAGCAACCGACAUUUUUACCCAGAUGUGAUUCGGAGAAUGGUAUGUGGGAGCCUGUACAGUGUUUGGAACAUGUCGGUGUUUGCUGGUGUGUUAACGGAAAGGGUCAGCCAAUGAAAGGUUCGCUUACUAGAGCACCUGAACCGAAGUGUAACUUUAGGCAGGCGAGACGAGGAGGUAGGGGGCCGAUAAUUCAAGAAAUCGACCGUGAAAUUCAGGCAUUCAUGGAGAAUGCUCUAAUUAACUUGGAAACCGACGAGAAGCAAAUUGGGAAAGUAUUGGGUACGAGAUGUCAGGCGAUGAAGGAUAAAGGUCACGUCCCGGCAAUUUGCGAUCGUCAGGGUAGGUUUGAGCCGAUGCAAUGUGCUGGUGAUACAUGUUGGUGUGUUGAUGAAGCGGGUAAUCAACUCAUAGGAUCAGAGCCUUUCCUGAAAGGAACGAAUAUUUGCUUACCAACUCCAGUAGAAGCUGUCGAAAUUACUCUACGUUUCCCCGGUCGAUUUCUUGCCGAUGAUGAAACAACGCUUAUCAGACAAACGGAGGAUCUUCUUCGUGAUUUAGGCGCUAGAAUAAAAAACGAUAUACGGGUGGAAAUCAAUCAAGACUCAGCUAUACUAAGUUUCGAAGUAAUAGGUCCAAAUAAAGUAGAUGUGGCAUUUCAUUUGGAAGAAUUAACCAGAAUACAGAAGCUCUCUAUGUUGGGAUCAUUUGCGGAUGCAACUACUUCUCGUUUCACACAUAGAUCGCCCCCAAUGGCUAUGCAAAGUAGAAUUGUAGCAUUGGAACAACGGGAAAUUCUCACGGAAGUAGAAACACCUGUUUAUCAAACAGCCACUCUUGUCUUAGCAGCAGGAAGUGCUUUUAUAAUUAGCAGUUUGCUCAUUUUAUUAAUGUUAUACCGUAAAAAGAUAAAAAUGAAAGAUCCAUCUAAAACAUUAGCCGCAGAUCAACACUUUCUUGCGUACCAGCAACCAGUGUAUGUAAUAUCGAGUAUAGAGCAGGAAGAGAAGAAGAAGGAUAUUACCGAAGUGCAAGAGAGUACGUCGGAUGUGGUGGUCGGCACAUAGAACAGAUUAAGAAUUAAAUACGUAGAUCAUUGUUAUCCGCGAAUAUAGUCAUGAUCGAAAUUACGUCUACGUAAUUCCUUUCAUAUUUCGAUGAAAUAUUUAUUCUUUAAAUACAAGAUGCAUUACAAUUGUUAGAAUCGAUGGUCGACCGAAUAGAUUGAUAUUUCCUUCAUUGUGGAUAUCACGUAAUUAAUCCACGAUAUAGGAUAUAACAUGUAACUGCGAUUUUUAUAAGGGAACUAAAAAAGAAAGAGAUUCGGUCUGCUGUCGAGGAACAAUAGUUCUUAUUUAGAACAAUUUAAUUUUUUCGCGGAUCUCUGUUUCGUCUCGAACGUAUCAGAGUUACUAACGCAAAAAUGUCCUAGCCUGAAGAAGAAACGCAAGGAUAUCGUUGUGUUAUAUGUAUAUCAUGGGUGUAAAUAUUAGACUCAUAUUGUGUGUUCGUUUAUUUAUAUAGCUCAAUAAAGAUCGGAAAUUCCUUUA
Messenger RNA from Apis laboriosa (Himalayan honeybee), 4836 nucleotides. RefSeq lists its product as uncharacterized. The record is from RefSeq and is a predicted model, not a curated record. NCBI's taxonomy places the organism in Eukaryota, Metazoa, Arthropoda, Insecta, Hymenoptera, Apidae. Gene Ontology annotation, molecular function: serine-type endopeptidase inhibitor activity. The transcript has 10 exons. Gene Ontology annotation, cellular component: basement membrane; extracellular region. The coding region runs from base 364 to 4353 and encodes 1329 amino acids. Gene Ontology annotation, biological process: cell-matrix adhesion.